AUGUACAACGGAAUCGGACUUACCACCCCUCGAGGGUCAGGCACCAAUGGGUAUAUUCAGAGCAACAAAUUCUUCGUAAAGCCGAAAACGAACCGGGUAACCAAUUCCUACAGACCUUUCGAGGCUGAUCAAGGAACCGCCGGUCUCACCACCAAGAAACCCAACAAGGAAAUCCUAGAGCAUGACCGCAAGCGUCAGACCUUUAGGGCUGCUCUCGGAAUUGGGAUUUCCGAAUCUGGGCUUCCUCCUUUGCCAAGUCGCCCAAAGAAUAACGACGAGCGUGAACAUGCCUUUCUGAAUAGAGACCCGCCUGUUUCUUCUGCAUUGGAUGUAGAUGAUCUUAAGGUGAAAGCAGACAAGAAAAAAGCUCAAGUCGUUGGAGAUGAAGACUAUGAGUCGCACCACCGGAAAAAGAAAAAGGAUAAGAAGAGGUCUAGGCAUCGUGAUUCGGAUACUGAUACAGAUAGCAGUGUAGAGCAUUCGAAGAAAGCUACUCGCAAGAAGAGUCGUAAGGGUUAUGAUAGUGAAAGCGGUGAUUCUGAUGUUCAUGACCAUGGCAGGGAGCCGAAAAAAUCAGUGAAGAAGCGUGAUAGAAGCAGGCCAAAUGAUGUGGAUGAUAUAAAGGGUAGUGAAUAUGAUUCUGAUGCAGACAGGGUGAGAGGUUGUAAAAGAGAGAUUAUUAAGAAAAGUCGUCAUAGGCAUGAUUCAAGUGAGGAUUACUCUGAUUCUGAUGGUGGGGGGCAAAAGAAGAGAGGUGAAGUUCGAAAACAGAAGAUCGAGUUGACUGGGAGGCAGAGGAGAAAGAGGGACAACAUAGGUAGUGAAUCUGAUUAUGAUGCAGAUAGAGCAAGAGGACGUAAAAAGGAAAUAGUUGAGAGAAGUCGUAACAGACAUGACUCCAGUGAGGAUGACACUGAUUCUGAUCAUGGGAGGGAAAAGAAGAGAGGUGAAGUUCAUAAACGAAAGAAUGAGUUGACUGUGAGCCAGAGGAGAGAGAGGGACAUCAGCGGUGAAUCUGAUUCUGAUGCGGACAGAAUGAGAGAUCGUAAAAAGGACACAGUUAAGAAAGGUCCUCAUAGAAACGACUCAAAUGAGGAUGACUCUGACUCUGCUGGUAGGAGGGAAAGGAAGAAAAGUGAAUCUGAUUCUGAUGUAGAUAGAAGAAGAGAUCGUAAAAAGGAAAUAGUAAAGAAAUAUGGUCAUAGGUAUGAUACGGAAGAUGACAGUGAUUCUAAUAAAAGUGAUGAAAAAGUAGAAAAGGGUAGGAGAGGAGCUAUGAGACAUGAUUCUGAUGAUGAUGAAAAUUCCAAUUGGUCCCAUGGUAGAAGUGGCAAGGCUACAACAGCAGGAGGAAGGACUAUCAGGAGAUCGGUCUCUCCAAGUGAUGAUAGUGAUGCAAGUUCUAGGGACUCUGACAAAGACAGAAGAGGACAUAGAAGUGAUGAUGACAGUCGCGGUGUUAGAGCUAGUCUUCGAUAUCAAGAAGAAAAGGACUUUGCAUCUUCUGCAGCCAAGAAUGAUGAUAAAAAGAGGACUGAAUAUUCUAGGUCAGUUAGGUCUGGAGGAGAGCCAGACGAUGAGACUGGUAGACAACGUGGCAGACUUCAGAGUAAGAUAAGCAAACCAGAUAGUGAAUCUAAGAGAGAUGAUCGGGAUUAUGAAGAUGGGAGAGGUGGACAAAGGCAUGACAAGGAUGAAGAGGAACCCCAAGAGAGACAACAAGAAAGAGAUGAGAGGGACCAUAAAUAUAGAAGACGUGGAAGGGAUGAGGAUGAGCACCAUGGAAGCCGUAGAUACAGGGAAGACGAUCGAAGGAAUAAUAGUACUGUAUGGGAUAACGCUCAGUCCACUGAGAGAAGAUCACGUAGAGAUGAUCGAUGAUGAUGGUUGUGGCAG
Molecule: messenger RNA, 1896 nt
Organism: Hibiscus syriacus
Lineage: Eukaryota; Viridiplantae; Streptophyta; Magnoliopsida; Malvales; Malvaceae
Product: clumping factor A-like
Exons: 4
Coding region: 1-1881 (626 amino acids)
Source: RefSeq, a predicted model, not a curated record